Messenger RNA from Colletotrichum scovillei, 3678 nucleotides. RefSeq names its product nitrite transporter. Gene Ontology annotation, biological process: nitrate transmembrane transport; nitrite transport. NCBI's taxonomy places the organism in Eukaryota, Fungi, Ascomycota, Sordariomycetes, Glomerellales, Glomerellaceae. The record is from RefSeq and is a predicted model, not a curated record. The transcript is spliced from 2 exons. Gene Ontology annotation, molecular function: nitrate transmembrane transporter activity; nitrite transmembrane transporter activity. Bases 1388 to 2929 code for a protein of 513 amino acids. Gene Ontology annotation, cellular component: membrane.
CUGUUAUUCUGUGCCCUUCAGUCGCCAACAACGCAGGAGAGCAUCAUUACAGACCUCAAAGUCGGUUGGUUCCAAAUCAUCGCUACAAGCUUGACGCACAUGCCAUCUAUGGUCGAAUGAGCCCCGCGGAGAUCGACGCCAACGAUUAAGCAUUCGCCAGUCAGAUACCAGAGUCAGUUCCUUAUCUCUUGGAUGCCAGGGGUGGGGCCUGGGCUCGACCGUCACAACUGCAUCUUGAGCGCCUUCUGUGAGCCUAGCAAAGAUAAGCAAUAAGCUCAGAAGCCUCCGUUUCGUCGUAUUGUUCCCCCUUCCCUUUGCCCCCCCUUGUCCAAUCAUUCCCAUUCUAAAGCACUUUACUGAGUAUCUUAGAAAGGCAAGGACUGUCGAGAUAAGGCAUAUGAACCUAGCGUCAGAGGCCCCCCGUCUUGGCUCAUCACAUCACUGCGCUUCACUGCCUAUUACGCUGAAGGUUGCGACAGCGCAGUUUUAGGCCUCUUGCUAUAUUCAAGCUGCUUCUCAGUCGACGGAGAAGAAACUUUCAGCUGAUUCACAAGGCCCAGGAAAGAAGCACGCCGCCGUUGGCGUUCGUCUCAGCAUUCCUCUCGGCUGUGGAGGAGAUUCGCCUGUGCCUCGUCAAGAUCGUGGCUGUCUCUCGCUCACUUCAUAUUGGGUCCUCGAACAAUAAUUCACAGCUUCAGAGCUGUCACUUAUUAGAGCUUCUCCUUGGCUUCCGGCUAACAUGACCUAGGAGACGCGUUGGGUCGAGGAUUAGAGACACAACGUGCAGCAUCGGCACUCUCAUUCAAGACACCGCCCUAGUGCCUCGGCCUACCUACGCUACAGGAAAGAUUGUGUCAUCUCCGUCUUUCUCCCGUCUACAUAUUCUUAUCUGAGAGAUCGACCAGCCAGCCUGCUGCCCAGUAUCAAGUCUACCACGCAGUUGGUGUGGUCCGGUCUCUUUACGCCUCUUGGCCGCCUUCCAUCCCGUCAGCACGUCUCCGUCACCUUCGCGUUUGUCCCCCCCCCCUUCAUCCUUGUAUCCCCGCGGCAGGGCAGGGGAUUUCUUGCGGGAGAAUCAAUCCGGUUUAGCGUCUUGCUGUCCCGGAGAUGCAUCAACCGUCUUCGAUCUUCAAGAAGCAUACGUCUAUCCGUUGCAAGCAUACAUAUAAGAGUGCUCUUUGAGCCUCCCCAGUAGACGUAGUUGUAGAUCUCACCAUUCAGACAAUCGACAACAUCGGCAACCAGGUUCUUUUAACAAGCCUCGAGCUUCGUAAUCCUUGUCUACGUGGGUCAUCACUGGCGACUAACGCGAACCUACGACGUUUACCGACGCCUUGAACCACACGACACCCGAAAACUACGAGGAAACAACGCAAUUUCCAUCACGAUGCAGCUUUCCGUUCUCUGGAGGGCACCCGAGGUGAACCCUAUCAACCGCAAAGCGCGCAGUAUCCCUGUAUUCAACAUCUUCAAUGUCUACGCACGAGCUUUCCACUUUUCGUGGCUCGGUUUCAUGAUUGCCUUUUGGGCCUGGUACACGUUUCCGCCUCUUUUGACGGUCACAAUCAAGAAGGACCUCAACCUUACUACGGCACAAGUCGCAAACUCCAACAUUGUUUCUUUGGUCGCAACACUCUUCAUGCGGCUCAUUGCUGGACCCGCCUGUGAUCGCUUCGGUUCGCGUAUCGUCUUUGGCUCGCUGCUUCUCAUCGGCACUAUUCCCAUUGGCCUUGCACCACUGGUCAAGGACGCCACAGGCUUAUACAUCUCCCGCUUCUUCAUCGGUGUUCUUGGUGCUACUUUCGUUCCUUGCCAGGUGUGGUGCACUGGGUUCUUCGAUAAGAAUGUUGUUGGAACCGCUAAUGCCCUGGCCGGCGGCUGGGGUAACGCCGGUGGUGGAAUCACCUACUUCGUCAUGCCCGCAGUUUACGACUCUUUUGUUCACGCACGCGGCUACUCCCCUGGUCAAGCUUGGCGGUUGACCUUCAUCGUACCCGUCAUCUGCCUCUUCUGCUGUGGUAUGGGUCUUCUUCUCCUGUGCGAGGACACACCGACGGGCAAGUGGGCAGAUCGCCACCUCCAUGCCCAAGAGAACCUCCACUCUCACGGCGUUGAUGCCGCUGUGCGAUCCGACGUUGUCGAUGUUCCUGGCGGUAUCACUGACCGCAACAACACGGGCUCCAUGGCAUCCGAUGAGGAGAAGAACAGCACUCACGGCAAGAACGGUGUUGUUUCCGACCAUGAGGCCUCCCUCUCUCGCACGGAGAUGAUUGAGACGGCUCAAGCUGAUACUGUCGUCAACCCGUCCUUCAAGGAGGCCAUGCAGGUCGUCUUCUCUCCUCAAACCAUCUUCCACGUGGCCACCUACGGCUGCUCCUUUGGCGGCGAGCUGGCAAUCAACGCAAUCCUCUCUUCUUACUACCUGAAGAACUUCCCUUCCCUGGGCCAGACUGGUGCUAGCAACUGGGCUGCCAUGUUUGGCUUCCUCAACGUCAUCACCCGCCCCGCUGGCGGUGUCGUGUCUGAUCUGCUUUACCGCUUUGGUGGACAGAACCUCUGGCUUAAGAAGGGCUGGAUCACGACGUGCGGCGUUCUCACCGGCGCUCUGCUCAUUCUCAUCGGUCAACUAAACCCUCACAACGAAUCAACCAUGUUUGGUCUUGUCUUCCUGAUGGCUGUCUUCCACGAGGCAGGCAACGGAGCCAACUUUGGUCUCAUCCCUCACGUUCACAGCUAUGCCAACGGUAUCGUGUCUGGUGUCACCGGUGCCGGCGGAAACUUUGGCGGUGUCAUUUUCGCCAUCAUCUUCCGCUUCAUGGACCAGGGAACGAACUAUGCAAAGGGCUUUUGGGUGAUUGGCUGCAUUCACAUUGCUGUCAACCUGUUGGUUUCUUGGAUUCACCCGCUUCCCAAGGCUCAGCGCCACUAAGCGCAGGGACGUUCACGAACAUUAAUGACUUUUGGUAACGAUUGGUUUCUCGUUUCGUAGCUCGCUUGUUUUGAAUAGGGUCUGAGCCCGGUAGACUGGCUUUUGGGGGUCUGUCUGGAGUAUGGAACGGACAAAAAUGAUAUCCACUGUUGGCAUUCUUAGUAAAUAAUUCGAUUUUGCGCAAUCUUAGCUUCGUCUACAACGUAUACAACCACCCCUGGACCUUUCCCGUUGUGACUUUGUACUGAUGGCUUAGCUGAUGUGGUUCGGGUGCACUGAACAGAACAGUGAUGGAGUGCCAGAAACGGUACCUCAACCAGGGACCAGUGAGUGAGAGCCCAAGUGGGAAGUUUACUGACGCUUAAAACGUGCGUGCAUAUGAGAAAAGAGGCGCACCUACCUCACAAACAGACUUGUCUGAUGAACCCCGUCGUACCUGCGGCAUCGUGGAUCUCAAAGGAACCGGUAGCUUCCCGGAGUGCUGCCAACACCCUACGCAGUAAGUAAGCAUCUCCCCACUUUCCUGUUCUUCCUUUCCGCCUCCACAUCAUCAGAUCCCGACAUCCCGUCCUUCCAUUCACUCACCCCCUUGAUAGUCUGAAAGAUAAGAGGGCCAUUGCUUCGUCCGAGGAAACCACUGCGCUACUCAGGUACGUCAUGUAUAGGAAUCGAUUGCACAAGCGCCAUAGAGAUUGCGUGUAUAGUGUACUACUAUCCUCAGUCUUUUGCCAACAACAUUGCAGGAGAAA